UCCGUGUUUUUUUAAUGUCGUGUUCUAGUCGAUUCCGUAAUACAGAACGAACGAAUUGGAUGAAGACAUGGUCACGGUGGACUAACGAAAAUACCGAAAUUCAACACGAUCGGUCACAUCAUGCUUGUGACUGGUCAGGAAAUCAACGCUAUUGCAAUUGCAAGUUGAACGUUCAACGUUCAACCGUAGUGUUCGAUGUUGAAUUGAAAGUUUACCUUUGGACGUUCACAGAACAAUGAUAUAAAACGUGGCGAACCCAAGAUAUAUACAUCUUCUGGCAUGGCCUCUCGCAAUGCAAGGUCCUCGUUGACAGAACACUGUUUCCCUGCAUUUUACGCCUGCUAUCUGCUGAAGAGCGUGCGGACUCCUCGGUCCACUGCGACUUAUAUCGGAAGUACUCCAAGUCCUCCCAGACGUAUUCGUCAACACAAUGGCGAGAUCACUCAAGGUGCAUGGAAAACGAAGCAUAAUCGCCCUUGGGUAAUGCAGAUGAUCGUGCAUGGUUUCCCUUCCAAAUUGGCGGCGUUGCAAUUUGAAUGGGCAUGGCAACAUCCUUAUAUCUCUCGUCAUCUGAAAGAUGGCGAUGGGAAGGCAGUCUUUAGCCGAGACAGAAGAAAUAAAUAUUUAAAGAACAAUGUUCAGAUUGCGUGUAGCAUGGUCGCGUCGCAUCCAUAUAACACUUGGCCUCUACACGUCAAACUCUUCACAGAGGAAGCUGCGAAAGCAUGGUUUGAGGUCACAAAGGAUUCCAAUGUCUCCAUUCCACUUGGCCUCAGCGUCAGUACAGAACUCGAAGGCGUACAUGGCAGGAGUGGUAAGAUCGGCUCAGGAAGAACUGAUCCUAUCAAUGUGACCGACGAAUCCUUCACCUCGGAGCACUUGAAAAAGGCUUCCAGUCGCGCCUUAGUCGGGGGUUCAUUACGAUGUUCGAUCUGCGACAAUCCUAUUGAUAGUUUCUCAGGAGAUCCCCUUAAUCACGCGUUAUGCCCUUCAUCAGGAUGUAUGGCCGUCUCGCACCUUCGGUGUCUCGCCGACGACUUCCUGAAAUCCUCAACAUCCGCCAUAGUCGACAUUAUUCCCAGGGGCGGUACCUGUCGAGAGUGCCAUUCCUACGUGCUGUGGGGUGAUGUUAUUCGGGGGUGUUAUCGUCGUGCGAAAGAUGAUGCUACUGCGGUUGAAGAUCCUGAUACCGAAGAAGAAAACGAGAGGCAGGACUUAAUACACGAACAUAGUGAUGCGUCGAAUGCGUCCGAGAGACACCUGAUUGAAGGCACUGGUAAAACACCGAAGAAGAGGGCUAAACUCGCAUCAGUAUCUCCGGCCUUGGCUAGACCCUCCAAGACAGCGAAAACUAAGCCUACUGUUAAGAAGCCUGCAUUGAAGAAGAAACUAUCUUCCGCUCCCAUGGCAAGCCGUGAACAAUCGUCAGCUGGCGAAGAGUUCUUUAACUUGAAUGCCAUCAGCUCAGAUGAUGAAUCCGACGGAGUACCGCUAGCACCUUCUGCGCCCAAGAAUAGUUUGCAAGUACCCAGGGCAAAAUCCAAAGGAAGCAGCCUAUCAGAUAAAGCACGAGGAAAACAACGACAGAAAAGUGACAUACCUCGAGCUAUCCCUUUGGUUGCUGCCCGACAAAUGAAUGCUGCGAAGCGAGGUCACACAUACCUUAUGGACGUCCCAGGCGAAGUGGAUUUCUUCGCUCUGGAAGACGGCAUGAGGGAUUCAUCAAAGAUCAGCCCAGAUAGGGUGUUAAUGCCUCCUGAAGAUCCCGAAAAUCCCGAGAAACCUGGUGACCUUGAAGCCGCAUUAUCCUCUCUGUCCAUGUCAUCCCCAGCUCCUUCCGACAAAGAAGACAACGAUAUCAUCAUCAUCUCAGAAUAGAACAUUAACUGUUAUAUACUGGAUGACCGGAAUGCACAGUAGUUCACUCUCAGUAGAUCUCUACAAAUGGAAUAAUAUGCUAUAGAUACAGAUAUACUGAAACCUCAACCACAGCCAUGCUAUGUAGAUGUAUGUGCACUUCAAGGGCGAGUUAGCGUCAUGAUCCAUUGUCCGUGAAGGAUGUCCAACCCAACAAAGUCCUCCAGGUGUU
Somion occarium is the source of this 2089-nucleotide messenger RNA. Lineage: Eukaryota; Fungi; Basidiomycota; Agaricomycetes; Polyporales; Cerrenaceae. The record is from the annotation of a GenBank genome assembly.